Amphibalanus amphitrite is the source of this 4808-nucleotide messenger RNA. Its product is annotated as arf-GAP with dual PH domain-containing protein 1-like. Lineage: Eukaryota; Metazoa; Arthropoda; Thecostraca; Balanomorpha; Balanidae. Gene Ontology annotation, biological process: positive regulation of GTPase activity. Gene Ontology annotation, molecular function: phosphatidylinositol bisphosphate binding; GTPase activator activity. The transcript is spliced from 10 exons. Gene Ontology annotation, cellular component: plasma membrane; intracellular membrane-bounded organelle. The record is from RefSeq and is a predicted model, not a curated record. Bases 280 to 1419 code for a protein of 379 amino acids.
AUUCAUUCGCAAUCAUUUGUAUCGUGAACUUCUCCGAUGUCUGUGUGCGCUGUCUGUGCUUGAUCAGAGGCAGAGUAGUGAAUGUGUGAAUUUAGCGUGAAUUUUAUUGUGCUUGCACCCUUUCGGUUGCUGAUUGCUUCACUUAAAUCUAUUAAUUUUGGCCUGCUCUCCUAGCGGUGCAGCUGAGCACUUCAGUGCCUAAACCAAAACCGUGAAUGGUGGUUUGGUUUUCGAGGUGUCCUCUGCAAGUUCUUGUGAUUGAGCUCUCCAGAAUUAGUGAUGAGUGAUCAAAACGCGAGAAUAUUGGAGAUUUCUCGGUUACCUGGCAACGAUGUGUGCGCAGACUGCAGGAGCCCACAGGUGGAGUAUGCCUCCUACAACCUGGGAGUGUUUCUCUGCACUACAUGUGUGGGGAUCCAUCGCUCCAUGGGCACACACAUCUCCCAGACACGGCACCUCCGUGUGGACAGGUGGCUGGACGAGAACCAAAUAAUCUUCAUGGAACAGCAUGGAAACGAGGUGUCAAACGCCCACUACGAACGGUACCUACCGGACUGUUACCGUCGCCCGGACGGCUGCGCGCCUGCUGUUCUUCUGGAGCAGUUUAUUCGCGCCAAGUACGAGCGGGAGGAGUUUCUGGAGCCGGCCCGCCAGGUGGGCUACAUGGCCAGCACCAAGAGCGGCCACCUCAUGAAACGGGGACGGGACGCGGCCAAGUUCGAGAUCCGCCGCUUCGAGCUCUCCGAGGCUACCAACACGCUGUCCUACUAUGUCAAAGAGGGGAAGCACCCGAAGCAGACGAUGUCGCUGCAGGCGAUGAAUGUAGCGCUGGUACCGGAGAAAGUCAACCACCCGAACGGCAUGCAGAUCACCUACGUGACGCACGGUACCAUCCGGCACAUAUUUGUGUACCAUAACGACGGCCAGACUACCAUCGACUGGUACAUGGCCAUCAGGAACGCCAAGCUCAACUACCUCCGUGUGGCUUUUCCGGGUCACUCGGCAGCUGAGCUGACGGCUGAUCUGACGCACGACUUUCACCUGGAGGGAUGGCUGCACAAGAUCGGUCCGCGCGCCGGCGACCAGUACCGACGGCGGUGGUUUACCCUGGACGAUCGUCAGCUCAUGUAUCAUGAUCAGCCACUGGACCCGGUUCCGAAGGGUGUCAUCUCUAUCGGGGAGCCGCCGGAGUGGGCGGUGAAGGAAGGAGUGCCGCCCGGAUCUAAAGACCAGGGGUUUUCAUUCACACUGAAAACCCCCGAGCGCACCUACCUACUCUCCGCCCAGACGGCUCAGGAGCGUACCAACUGGAUGCAGGCGAUCACAGAGGUGCUCCGUACACCUCCGACGCCCCAGCAGCGCGCACUGGCCGGGAGUCUGCACCGGAAACAGAGCAGCGGACGCCGAAUACUUCGGUGACCGGGAUCUACCAUCGCGGGAACUCCUCCAUGUCCCCUAUCACCAUCAGUCCUAUCACUCAGAACGGUGGGAGCGGGCAAUACGAGGUCUCGACCGACACAGGACGGGUUGUACAAACUUUGUGCGCUGCUGCAUCCGACGGUCUGAGGCUAUGUCAGGUGAAUACAAGAGUGUGGUUUAACUCAGCCUAGACCCACGACGGGCCGUCGGGCCAGAAGUUCAUCUAUUGGUGUGUGGUACUCAGACAAAUCUACCCGAAACUAGCUCCAUAUUUGUUACCAAGUGCAAUGGUUGGUAGUGCGCUUUGCGCUAUGAAUUGAUCUGAAUUCGAACUGGAUAGAUCUUACUCGUCGUUUCACAGAUGCAUGCCUCAGAUGAGUGCUUAGAUAUUGUCUUUAGUUGUUUUCAUAGUCAUGUGUUAGGUAGUUUUGCGUACCGAAAUGUAUGCGCGCUCCCAAGGUGCGUCCAAGGGACCAAUUUUUCACAAAUCUAUCUGAGAUCAUAGUGUGUCAUGCUUCAUAUCGCACUUAAAAGUUUUGUAUGUUGUUUUGUGUGUUUGCCGUGUGUGCCAUAUUGUAGAGUGAUGUGUUUUUGCUGCGUUUUAUGCCAGUUGUGCCGACUCAAAGUCGUCAGUAUAUCUGGUGACUCACCGCAUAGGUUGGUAGAGCCUUCGACUGACGCAGGUCGUCACAUUUUGCUGUAGGUAAAGUGUACCAUAUACGUCAUAAGGGACCAAACCAAGAGAUUGAGGGCCGUGCUUUCAAUGCCCCUAGUCGCCCAAGGCGAGCCAGUCUUUCCGCGAGUGUCACAAACUUUCUCCCGGAUAGAUGCAGUCGAGCAGAGAGCGAAUUUCAGCCGAAAUCAUAACGUUUUUAACUGCAGAUAUCUUUAUCUGCCACACAUUUCUCCUGGAGGAAGUUAAAUGUUGCGUAAUUCGUGUCUUUUUUAGAUGCUCCCGUGAGUCUGUGCGUUUUUAUCUAGAUAUGAGACCCGUUACAAAAUAUGUGCCAUAUUUGCCUGUCGUCCUGCGUGGGUUAGCUCAUCCAGAAGUGUCGUUGGAUACAUUUGUCAGCGUUUUCUGUCGAAACUUGGUCACUGGUUUUGUGCACAGCAUUCGCUCAAUACGUAACUCAGCAAUACACCAGUUUCGAAGUAGAAAAUGCUAUAUGAAUAUUUUGUGAUAUUCUAGCGCAAUUAUAUCGUUUUGUAAUUUUUUAGACGGAAAUUCACAAAUAUUGACUUGACAAUUGACUUCGGACAUCUUGCAUUUCAAUCUCUUAUCAAAUCAAAGUUGAUCUCUUAUCAACUUUGAUGCGAGUUUUCCCGUGCGAUUAGACAUAAUGAUCUUUAUUCAAAGUCGGGAAGACAAUCCCGAUCCUCUCGACCUGUAUGUUAUGUGGAGCACGGAACGCGGUAUCUGCACCUCCAGUGAGCCCGCCUGGGUCAUCUCACCCCGCCGCCGACAGGGGCGCAUCGAGGCACCCCUCCCGGGGGUGCUCCCGGGGGUGCAAAGGAUAGCAUGGUAGGCCGUUAUUAAUCGACAGCACCACAAUGAAAUUGGGGUGAUAGUCUGCUAUUUCCCUGUGUGAGUUGGAAGCAGUUUGUUUGCCACAUGGUUGGAGGCCGCUUGCUACCAAUAGCGCGUUACCCUCCCUUUUCGGCUCCCUGAGCUCGCCUCUGCCACCGCCCCGGGCAGCGGUCGGGUCGGCGCCGGUCAGGUCACUGCCGCCCCGCGCAGUCCGCCGGCCGCCGCCACCCCGGGCCCGUGUGUCGCGUGCUCGCUCUGCAUUCAGCUGCGAGCUACAACUGGUGUUACGUUUCUACUAGAGGAGCUCCAACCAGUGACCGCCAGACUACCAGUGCUUCUCUGGAGCUGAUUCAUCCGUACUCAGUGAUGAGUUUAGUCGAGGCUAUGACUCUUCUCAGCGGUUCGCUGGGCGACACGGCACGAAUGAUCGCGCACGACGGACCGGCAGCUACCGUAGCCACCUGUCUACUCCUCAAGGCCGGCUUCUUGGCGCUACAUCUCCUGGCUCUGCGUCUACCCGAGUGCUCCCUCCUGGAGCGUCUGGCCCUCCUGCACUGGUCUUUCGACGGCUGGAACGUCUGGUGUCUGGCCGUCUUCGCUCGCACCGGCCGACUUCCCUGGAGUCUGGAGACCUGCGUGCUGUAUCAUGUCCUCGGCUACCUGGUUUACUCCGUGGUUUAUCUACACCUUCAGAGCCGGGAGUGGACGGCUCGUCACGGGGAGCCGUACCCCAUGGGUGAGACUCCCGAUUCUGAGCUGACUGUUCGAGUCAGCGCUGACGACGAGGCAGAGGACGAGGUGGCCGCCACGUCAGAUCCUUUCGGAUCGCCAGACGGCGGGUGGGUGCUUUCCGAGGACGUGCCGGACGAUGAACGAGAGGACACCAUCACCCCAGCUACGGCUCGGACUGGGAGGGACGCCCUCUGUGCCAUCCCAGAGAAUGAACCUGGUACUGUGCCACCGAAGGAGGAUUCCAAAGUAGCGGACAAGAAACCCAUGGAGAAUGGAGGGAAAGAGGUGAAGAUGAACGGCGAGAGACCUACCAAGAGCGGCAGCGUAAUCGAAAAUGGGAGCGGAGAAUCGGCGAAGAGCGGCAGCGGAGGACAAUCUGAGGACUGCACCAGGGGAACAGUGGAGGACUCUUCCUCAGAGCCUGGCGGCGUUCAGCUGUCUCCCACCACCAACCGGCCGUAUCGCAAGCUCGACGCUGCUGGCGAGCUUCUUCCCGGCUCACCUGUCUCCGACGCCCACUACAGAGACAUCACUGAAGACAUAGCUGCCGCUCUGAAGGCCGGAAGACGGGUGGACGGAGCGGAGCGGGAUGCAGACGGCACCGGCUUCAACAAGUACAGUCCGGUGAAGACGGCACGCAUCGGGCCGGCGUCUGGAGGCGGGCGGGUGAGGUUUGGACUGCCGUGUGCUUCUGAGCAAGACGCGGAGGAAGCAGCGAAUGAUGGAGAGAAGGAAGGAGAGCGUAAGCGUGUCGGAAGCGAUGGAGGCGAAGGCGAAGAUAAGAAGACUGAAGCUGGGGUCAACGGAGAUGAGAAAGAUCACAACGGGAUCAACGGAGAUCAGAAGAGGAUUAAUGGAGAUCAUAAUGGGGAUCAUCACGGCCAUGAUGGAGUGAACGGGGAUCGUCACAGCCCUGGCAGCGACAACGGCGAGCGCUAGAAACUGCAGAGAGGCUCUGAGCGGUGCCAAUGUGUCUUGUUAUCCCUAGCCUCUGACUGUUGUGGUGAACCGCCUGUGUCUGCGUUUGCGAGCUAUGUGUGCUAUAGAACGGACGAGCUACAUUACUGCAUUUGUUCUGUCAAACUGAAACGGUUAAUUGUAAAAUGUAAUAAAUUAUGCACGAAUCUCA